Messenger RNA from Acanthochromis polyacanthus (spiny chromis), 3682 nucleotides. Its product is annotated as beta-1,4 N-acetylgalactosaminyltransferase 1-like. Gene Ontology annotation, biological process: UDP-N-acetylgalactosamine metabolic process; UDP-N-acetylglucosamine metabolic process. The record is from RefSeq and is a predicted model, not a curated record. Lineage: Eukaryota; Metazoa; Chordata; Actinopteri; Pomacentridae. The transcript is spliced from 10 exons. The coding region runs from base 1 to 1239 and encodes 412 amino acids.
AUGCUCAAAACAUCCAUACCCAAGAACCAGUAUGAGGAGCUGCUGCAACGCCGAGCUAAGGAGUUCCAAAGAUACAAAGCCAGGACAUCAUCUGUACUAUCCAGACUGCUGUUUGCUUUGCCAAACUCCCCUCUGAAGUAUCCUAUCCAGGGUUAUACAGUGCGGCCGUUGACAGCCACUCUCAUACCGGGUUUAGGGAUUUAUGCAGGAGAAAGAAACAGCUACAAGGUGUCCCUGAGUGUGUCCAAAGGCGUCCUGACCACAGAGACUCCAGCUGAAGGAGUGACAGUGAAAGGCGCUGGUGAGAAGGAACUGAUCCUUGAGUCCAGCAGUCUGGUGAUCCUCAAUGACCUGCUGACCAAAGUGUCCUACGCCAGCACUGUCUACUCUAUAAACACUGGAGAUCUGGUAACUUUCCAGUUUGAAAACCACACGGCUGUGUUUCCCAUUGCAAUCAAACAACCUUGCCUGCCAGUCCUAUACGACAUGGGAACAGACAUCAGCUCUCAAGUCACCAUCACCACUAAGACCUUCCUGCGUUAUGACAAACUGAACAUUCUGUUGAAAAGCAUCCGACAAUUCUACAGAAACAUUACAGUCAUUAUUGCUGAUGACAGCUUGGAACCAGAGAAAGUUACUGGAGAAAACAUCCAGCAUUACAUCAUGCCUCCAGCACAGGGCUGGUUUGCUGGCAGGAAUCUGGCAAUCUCCCAGGUAACCACCAAGUACUUUGUGUGGGUGGAUGAUGACUUUCAGUUUACGAAGGACACAAAAUUAGAGAAGUUUAUGGAGGUGAUGGAGGCGAUCCCUGAACUGGAUGUGGUUGGUGGAUCUGUACAAGGGGGCCAAUUAAGUUUUAUUCUUGAGUAUGAGGAAGGAGAGGAAAUGGAUGGUGGCUGCCUGAAGCGGAAAAUGACAAACUUCCAUCCACUGCCUGGUUACCCACAAUGCUCUCUGGCCAGUGGCGUGGUCAACUUCUUCAUGGCUCGUACAGAUUCAGCCCUAAAGGUGGGAUUUGAUCCAAAGCUCUUGCGGGUAGCACAUUCAGAAUUUUUUAUGGAUGGCCUGGGUUCCCUGCUGGUUGCCUCAUGUCCUGAUGUGCACAUUGAGCAUCAGCCCAAAACAAGACUAAACACGGAUCCUCUCUACAAACGCUUCAGAUACCCUCAAAGGGAUGACACUAUGUACAAACUGCAGCUUCACUUCUUCAAAAACCACCUAAAGUGUGUAAAAUAUUGAUAGAUGACAAAAUAUAGAGAUUGGGCUUAUUGGUUUCAGUUACCAACUUGACAUCACUCAUAGUGAUCCUCGCAAUUCGACCGAGUCAUCUCAGCCUCAAGACAACAAUCCAACAUUGGUAUGUUGAUGCACAUUUCACAUGGCAUCUAGUACUGAAUCAGAACUCAUACUAAGGGGUAUUUCAGAAACCAAUCACCUGGAUUUUAAAUAUUCUCAAUAAUAUCUCAAUAAUUCUCAGAUCAUUGGUGAUGACAUUGAUCCAGAAUAAAAACUUUUUUCCGUCUUCUAUCAAUGAUUGCCAAUACUACACAGAAGAUCAUUAUAACAAUAAUUUCAAGUCUGAUAACAAAUUUUCAGUUAUACAUUUCAAUAGUCGAAGCCUUUAUGCAAACUUUGACCACAUCAAGAGUUAUUUAAAACAAUUUACACAACCGUUUAUUGUCAUUUUAAUAUUCAAAACUUGGAUUAACAGUGAAAGACAAAUAGAGUUUGGUAUUGAAGGUUGUGAGUUUAUAUGUAUAAAUCAAACAAACAAGCAUGGUGGCGGUGUAACCAUGCAUAUGGACUCAAACUGUAGUUAUGUAGUGAUUGAAAAUAAGUCUAUGGUGGUAGAUGAUUUAUUUGAAUGUCUUACCAUAGAAAUUACGAGGAUAAAAAGGAAAAAAUAUUAUUGUAAGUUGUAUAACACCUGGCUCGAAUAUAAAUGCUUUUAGUAACUGGAUGGAGGAACACUUUUCUAACCUAACUUGGAAAGUUAUGUUUGUUGGGGGAAACUUAAACAUUGAUAUGCUAAAUCCAAAUAAGCACAGAAUGACUGACAAAUUUAUUAACAUGAUGUUCAGCAUUGGCCUGUAUCCUCAGAUUACUAAACCAAGUAGAAUUACCACCCAUAGUGCCACUUUAAUUGAUAAUAUUUUCUUGAAUGAAAUAGAAAACAAAACAGUAAGUGGAUUAAUGAUAAAGGAUAUUCGUGAUCAUCUUCCAGUUUCUGCAGUAUUCAAUCACGAUUAUCCUAAUAAUAAAACGGGGGGUGGUGGGGGGGGAUGGUUUUGAAGUGUAAAAACAGUGGAAACUGUGGAUGUGUAUAAAAUGUAAUGACUCAAGAAAGAUAUCCAGUUGGAAGACUGAAACCACUAUCAACCUGAAAGUUCUUGAACCACCCAAGAAGCUUUUGCUCUCCACUGCUGGAUGACAUGGAUUCAUCAAAAAACAUCACCUUGUAUUUACUGAUAAAACUUUGAUCUUUGUUGGAUAUUCAUACCAAUCAGAGCUCAUCAGUCGAAGAGCAGCAGUGGCAUUUGGAGACUGAACAAAUGCUAAAAUGAGGAAAAUAUGAUGUUUAAAUCAGACUCAAGUACAGAUAAUGAUAAAACUGGAGAUCAUGACUAUAAAUUGAAGUCAUGUGGUUUAACUGCAUUUUAGACAUUAAAUCCUGGAUGGCAGAAAACUUUCUCCAGCUUAACCAGGACAAAACUGAGGUUUUAGUCAUCGGUUCUGAGGCCCAGAGAGAGAAACUUUUACCUAAACUGCAGGCAUUGUCUUUUAAUCCUUCUUCACAUGUGAAAAACUUGAGUGUGAUUUUUGACUCUGAACUGACUUUCAUUCCACAUAUCAAGAACAUUAUAAAAAUAGAUUUUUAUCAACUAAAGAAUAUAACUAGAGUCCGCCCCAUUCUCUCUCGGGCCAACACGGAGACGCUAAUGCAUGCUUUUAUCACCAGUCGCAUUGACUACUGUAAUGGCCUGCUUUCCAGUCUUCCCAAAAAGAGUAUUUCAGACUUAAAGCUUUGACAGAAUUCCGCCGCUCGUGUCCUGGCAAAGACCAGGAAGCAGGCCCACAUUACACCGAUUUUAAGAUCACUGCAUUGGCUUCCUGUGUCUUUCAGGAUCGAUUUUAAGGUUCUCUUAAUGCUUUUUAAGUGUCUUAAUGGUUUUGGGCCUUCUUAUCUCUCAGAGCUGUUUUUACCUUAUGAACCUUCGCGGACCCUGCGCUCCUCCGGCAGCCGUCUCCUGGCCACCCCGAAGCCAGAACAAAGACUGAAGGUGAGGUGUCCUUCCAAUUUUAUGGCAUUCGCCUCUGGAACGACUUGCCGAAGGACCUCAGGGCCGCAGAGGACGUUCAUGUUUUUAAGAGCAGGCUCAGGACCUACCUUUUUAGUCUAGCCUUUAGCUGAUAUUUAUUUUUCGCCUAGUUUUAAAUGUAUCUAUUUCUUUACCUAUUUAUUCUCUUUAUUAGUUUUAUGAAGUUAUAUUAGUUUAUUAUAACUAUUAUGUUUUUUAAAAGAAACGUAGCAUCUACCUUUUUAGUCUGGCUUUUACCUGAAUUACCUUUUAGUCCUCCAGUGUUUACCUAUUUUAAUCCUUUAAGAUGGCGUUUCCUCAGUACGUACUGGGUAUAACAAUGUCCCUGAUUUAUUAUUGUCUUUUAUUUAUGUUGCUUUUUA